AUGAAAGCAUCUCUGUCGACUGUUUUCCUCGGCACCGCCUUGGCUCCCUUGGCUGCUGCACUGGCAGACGGUCUCGAGCUUGCAUACUCCGUGGACCUACCCACCCAGGGAAUGUUCAUCCCGUCUGAUGGCCGCAAGUUCCUCUCCCAGCGAUACUCGACCACCCUCCCGCCCAUCACAGUCGAGCUCCUCGCAGACAACACGACCGUGCUCUACCCCAGCGCCGAGUGCAACGGCUACAACGCCAGCGACCCGGACUCGGACCCGGCAACCACCUUCGUGAGCAUCGAAGGCGCCCGCAUCGGGCCCGAUGGGCGUUACUGGCUCGUCGACGGGGGCUCCUUGGGCGUCAACAAGUCGACCAAGCUGGUGGGCGUGAACCUGACCACCGACGAGGUCGACAAGAUCUACUACCUCGAGGACAUCCGGGGCUCGAACGGCGGCAUCGACGAUGUUCGCUUCGGGCCCAGCGGCGACGUCGCGUACCUGAGCGACACAGCAGGGGCCAUGCUUGUGCUGAACCUGAAGACCGGCGACGGCGUCCGCGUGCUGGCCGGUGAUGAUUCCGCCAUGGCUUGGUUCCCGAUGAUGUACAACGGCACCCUUGGGCCCGGCUACGGUGGUUCUGGCGGCUUGUCUGUUGGCUUGGACCAGAUGGAGGUCUCUCCGGAUGGGGUCUACCUUUAUUACCAGCCGUGCAACAGUGGUCUCUACCGCAUCGAGACAGCCUACGUCGACGCGUCCUUGACCAAUGCAACCUUGGCUGCCUCGCUUGGGGACUACGCCACCCCUUUUGCUCUGACGCCCAGCACCGGCGGCAGCACAAUCGACGGGGAUGGCAAUAUCUAUGUCUCGGACACAAACUUGCUGGCCAUAUGGAAAGUCACACCUGAGGGGCGCACCACCAUUCUCGUCCAGGACGAUGCGCUGAUCUGGACCGAUCUGAUGUGGGUUACCGCGGAUAAUAAGCUUUGGUUGCCAGCCUCCCAGAUGCGCCCGGGUGCCGAUGGGCUCAUGGCUGAUGGGACAAACAACAUUUUCACUUACCCAAUUGACGCUGGGCCUUCACUUAUCGACCAUGCUUAG
Diaporthe citri is the source of this 1086-nucleotide messenger RNA. RefSeq lists its product as uncharacterized. The transcript has a single exon. The coding region runs from base 1 to 1086 and encodes 361 amino acids. The record is from RefSeq and is a predicted model, not a curated record. NCBI's taxonomy places the organism in Eukaryota, Fungi, Ascomycota, Sordariomycetes, Diaporthales, Diaporthaceae.